Molecule: messenger RNA, 426 nt
Organism: Neohortaea acidophila
Lineage: Eukaryota; Fungi; Ascomycota; Dothideomycetes; Mycosphaerellales; Teratosphaeriaceae
Exons: 1
Coding region: 1-426 (141 amino acids)
Source: RefSeq, a predicted model, not a curated record
AUGCCCACCUACGUAGUAACGCACCACACCAACCGCCUGCAACCCGCCCAAAAAACCAACAUAGUCCAAGCCAUCACCCAAAUCCACUCCCAGGAAGGCCGCGCCCCGCAAUACCUCGUGCAAGUCAUCUUCAACCCCAUCCCUCCAGGCGACUGGUUCAUCAACGCGCGCCCCGUGCCCGCCGACCAGAUUUGGAUCCGAGGGGAUAUCCGCCCCGGCCGCACGGAGGAGCAGAAGAACCGGCUGUGCGAGCGCAUGACGGCCGAGUGUGCGGCGGCGGUGGGGAUCGAGGGCAGUUUUGUGUGGGUUUAUAUUGUGGAUGCGGAUAAGACGAGUGAGUUUGGGAAGGUGCUGCCUAAGCCCGGGGAGGAGGCGAAGUGGUUGGAGGAGAUUGAUGGGAGUGUGAGGGAGAGGUAUGGCUUUUGA